Molecule: messenger RNA, 2913 nt
Organism: Triplophysa rosa
Lineage: Eukaryota; Metazoa; Chordata; Actinopteri; Cypriniformes; Nemacheilidae
Gene: gpr155a
Product: G protein-coupled receptor 155a
Exons: 17
Coding region: 463-2904 (813 amino acids)
Biological process (GO): transmembrane transport; intracellular signal transduction
Cellular component (GO): membrane
Source: RefSeq, a predicted model, not a curated record
UGGUGAAAUAAACUUGCGUGGGAUGAUGCGAUCACAUUAUGACAGCAGCGCGUGUGUGUGCUGUGAGAUAACAUGCAGAGCACAUGUUUGGACAGGAUACAGACAGAGCAGAAGACAGAAGUGAGUAGACAUGGAUCUGACAUGACGGAUCAAGGUCAGCUAAACCUGUGCGUUUGUGAGUUUUACACACACUGGGUCGGAUCAGUGCCCCAGUAGUGCAGCUGGAUGGGAUUUACAGGAAUCAGCUGAUCCGAACACAAAUAUAUUUUGACUGAACAACAUUGGCCUCCAAUUGACUUCCAGUGGAUUGACACAAACUGUCUCAAAAUAUCUUUUGCGCCCCACAGAAGAAAGAGUCAUAUGCAGAUUUUGAACGACAAGAGGGUGAAUGGAUGAUUACGCAGUUUUUAUUUUUAGAGUUUUGAGCUGCUAUAAGGGGCUUGUAGUUUGCGGUCCGACAGAAUGGAGGAUUUGUCUGUGGGCAGCAGGAAUGGAUCGGUCCCGCCUGUCCCACCCAGCAUGUCUAUAGAUAAACUCUUCCCGGCUCUGCUUGAAUGUUUCGGCAUCAUUCUGUGCGGAUAUGUGGCCGGUCGUACGAACAUCAUCUCGGCCACACAAGCCAAAGGACUGGGCAACUUCGUGUCUAAGUUUGCCCUGCCAGCUCUGCUGUUUAAGAACAUGGUGCUUCUGGACUUUGGAGACGUCAUCUGGCCGUUUUUCUUCAGUAUUCUGGUGGCGAAAGCGACCGUGUUCUUUUUUGUGUGUGCACUCACGCUGCUGGUGGCAAACAGAGAGAGGCGCUUCUCAAAGGCCGGCCUGUUCUCUAUAUUUGCCACACAGAGUAAUGACUUUGCUCUGGGAUUCCCCAUAGUUGAAGCUCUUUACCGAAACACUCAUCCCGAGUAUCUGCAGUACAUCUACCUGGUUGCUCCCGUCUCCCUCAUGAUCCUGAACCCGUUGGGCUUUGCCUUCUGUGAGGUUCAGAGAUGGAGGACGGGCGAACAUCAGCCGCAGCGCAAACUGAAGGUGCUGGGUCUGGUGGUUCUUCAGGUGGUCAGGAACCCCAUCGUCUUUAUGGUGGUGAUCGGGGUGAUUUCUCACUUUCUGUUGCGACAGAAGAUCCCAGCCUUCAUGGAGGAGUUCGUGGACGGUCUGGCGAACUCGUUCGGGGGGACAGCGUUGUUUUAUCUGGGUCUGUCUAUGGUUGGGCAGCUGAAGAAACUCACACGCUCUACAGUCGUGGCCCUUAUUCUGCUCAUCACUGCCAAACUGCUGGUGAUGCCUUUGAUGUGCAGAGAGAUGCUUGAGGUUCUGGACCGUGCAAACAGCAGCUCUCUGAAUCACAGCAGUCUGUCAAACUAUGCCUUUCUGUAUGGAGUCUUUCCUACGGCACCCAGCGUGGCCAUUUAUGCAUCCCACUACAACAUGGAGCUGGAGGUGGUGACCUCAGGGAUGGUGAUCAGCACGUUCCUCUCCGCGCCCAUCAUGUAUGUGUCCGCCUGGCUGCUGACCAUUCCCUGGAUGGACCCGACGGUGCUGGCCUUAGCGCUCCAGAACGUCAGCUUCAACAUCAGCAUCGUCAGUCUCUUCACGUUGGUGUGGAGCGUUGCAGUCAUGCUGUUGAGCCGCAAGUUUGGCAGAGUUCCCCACAUGUUCACUAUAAACUUGUUUGUGGCACAGUUAUUGGCGUGUGUGGGUAUGAUAUCAUGGAACUUUGUGGUGAAGGGCGAGAACUUCCUGGGUCGCGUCUUGAGCUUUACACUACUGUACUCUUCUCUCUACAGCACGUAUGUUUGGCCGGGUCUGAUCAGUCUGUCCAUGCUCCUCACGAGGGGAAGUGAGGAGGUGAAGGUCAGACCAGGACUGGCUCUCCUCGCUGGCUGGGGUCUGCCUGUGUUGGUCGUGAGCGUCGUUCUCCUAUCAGGAGAGAGAAUGCCAGACACCAUAGACUCUGCGUUCUUCUACGGGAAGACACAGGUCAUCUGCACGUCUGUGGUGUUGUGUGUGAGCAUCGCUGUGUGUGGCGUCUCUCUCGCUUUACUCAGCAGACAGACGCAGGAUCAUCAGACGCUGGAGCGCGGCUCGCGGUCUGACAGUGAAGAGGAUCUGAUCGCCGCCUGUGACACAAACGCACAGAACACUGUUGAGCAGCCCUCGACAGCAGGCAGCAUCAACGCCGACUGUCAGAUGUGUGAAUGCGAGUGUGCUCGAGUGCGGCCCAUGCCGGACAUGAUCACCAGCACUGGCACAAGAGAGCGUUCCUCUACAUCAUCAGGUCAGUGCGGUCAGAGAUGUGCAUCCGCUGGCUGUUUGCUGGUGGAAGAGGAACAGAAAGAAGCAGACAGACAGAACACAGACAUACAGACAACCAGACAUGUGCUGAUGUGUCUGUUACUCACUGUCAGUCUGCUCGCUAAUCUCUUCAGUUGUCUGUGGUGGCUCUUUAAUAAAGUUCCAGGUCGGCUUUAUCUAGAGCUGCAGUUCUUCUGUGUUGUGGCUAAUUAUGGUCAGGGUUUGAUGUCGUUUGCAUUUUUUGGCCUUGACAAGCACCUGAUAAUCUCUCCAUUCAAAAAGAGGUUAGUGAGCCUGUGGCAGAGCUGGAGUCCGGAGGUCACGGGCUCCGCCGCGUCUGAGGAGAUCAGACUGACCUGCAGUCAGUUCCUCACAUAUCACAGAGAACAGUGCAUCAAAGAUGUUGUCAACAAGAAGAGGUGUGGAGAGAGAAGCAGCACAGAGACGUGUCUGGGCAGCGAUCUGGUUCGCUGGCUGAAGAGCGUUGGAUUGGCCAGCGACAGCGGGGAGGCGGUUGCGUACGGCUCACGUCUUCUAGAGGGCGGAGUCAUUCAGCACAUCACCAAUGAGCACGGCUUUCAGGACGAAGCCUUGCACUACCGUUUCACGUAGCGGAGACGA